Molecule: messenger RNA, 2718 nt
Organism: Chrysemys picta bellii (western painted turtle)
Lineage: Eukaryota; Metazoa; Chordata; Testudines; Emydidae
Source: RefSeq, a predicted model, not a curated record
UCAGAUGAGUGAGAUCCACUCCAGAUGUCCGUCUCCUGGCAAGAAGUCCCCUUGGCGUCUCCUCCAGGUGGUUGCCAGGGGAGGGGAGGGGGGCUGCCAAACACAUGUGUGCCUCCUCCCCCAUCCCCCCUUCCCUCUCCCCCUCCUGCUGCUCUUGUGCGAUAGCCCUUAGGCAGAAGCAGCCUCAGCCAACAGCAAAGCAGAAGCAGGCAAGGGAGAGGCACUGGGCUCUUUUCUUUCAGGGGCUGCCCCUUACCCUGGCAGAGAGACUGUCCAGGGUAUCCCCUGUGCCAUCCCUGCUGGAAUCUGCCGAGGGCCCAUCCACACCACAGAUGCUGAUCCUGAGCUGCCCCUCCAAGCUGCGGCUGCUGGAGGGGACGCUACGGAGGCGCUUGCCCAAUACAUUGCAGGUCUAUGGCACUGUGAAGACCAUAAACCGGGGGAACCCAACUGCGCAGGAGGUGCUGGUGGAUUCAUGGCCUGAAUUCAAAGUCGUCCUCACCCGGCCGCGCAGAGAGGUGGUAUCGGAUGACUCUGAUUUGUACACCAACACAUACACAGUGUACUACCAAGACCUAGGUGCCUACCAUGCCAUGCUGGGCAGUGCAGGUGCUGUCAACUGGGGACAGAACUUCCGCAUCCUUGGGCUCCAGGAUGGAGUGUACGAAGUUUGCAAGGACAUCGCCGAGGCAAAGGGGAUCAAGCUAGAGGUGGUCCGCUACUUCACCUAUUUUCACCCAGAUCCCAGCUCCAUGCCUGAGAUCCGGCUGGACCCAACCGUGAGGCUGUCAUCCCUGGAUGUAUCCCACGCCGACCUGCUGAAUGAGAUGUGGCAACUGGGGGGGAACGAGAAAAGCAGGAAGUACCUGGCCAGCCUGAUCCGCCACUUCCCCAGUGUCUGCCUGCUGGAUGCUGCUGGCCACCCGGUCAGCUGGAUCGCUUCAUACCCGUUUGGUGCCAUGGGGCCUGGCUACACUCUGCCCCAGCACCGGCGGCGCGGCUACAUGGGGAUGCUGAAUAAUUUGCUAGCCAAGCAGUUGCACGCACUAGGCUAUCCCAGCUACGGCUAUGUGGCCAUGGAGAACGACCCCAUGCAGAGGUUGCAGGAGACGCAGGGCUUCCAGCGCCAGCCCAACCUGUGGUACUUCAUUCUUCAUAACCCAGCACCGGCAAAAGCCCCCACAUUAACCCCCAGCCCAGCACCAGGCACAGCACCCCCGUGAGUCCCCAGCCCAAGGGACCUGACAAGGGAGGGGGGGUAGGGGAGCCUGGGGAUCAUUGUUCGCCAAGUGGAAUCAGUAACAUCUCCCAGCUCUAGCCUCACAUGGGGCCUGCUACCCCCAGCCCCACAGGCCUUGCCCUCCCCCACAGCCCUAUACCCACCUUUAAAGGGUCUGUCCUACUUUCCCAGGCCCAUAACCUACCCUCUUGAUGGACCCUACCACCCCAGACCCCUACACACAGCACUCCCGUCCCACUUCCCGACACUGUCCCAUCCCAGUUCCUCUUCCAGAUACUCCAGCAAUGGCUCAAUGAUCUUUCGCCCUAUCUAGCUACAUGCUCACCUGCCUCCUGCAUCUGCUGUGCUCCUCCUCCCCUGCUUUCCCUGGGACAUCCUGCUCAGCAUAUUGCAUCUCUAACUGCUCCACAGCCAGUGUGUCAUGCUCCCCCGACCCUACCAGAGACAUCUUCCCCAGAUCUCUCUCUCCCCUGCUUCCCUGGGGCUUGUCACGUCUCUUGCUGUUGCAUCCUGCUCUCAUCAGCUCCUUUCCCAUCUCCUGGACUAUACAAGCCGGGGCAGCUUUAAACGGGGUGGAAGGGGCUGGGCAAUAGGUCCCCAUUCAGCAACAUCUCCUUGAGCACAGCGUGCUCUAACCCAUGAUGCUUCUAACCCAUGAUGGAUCUGUCUGUUCUGCAUUGAUAUCAAUCAACCCGAGAGUGUUCCCAUGCCAAGGACUCCCUCAAGAGCCAGUCUGUCUCAGUAACUCAAGGGUUAAAUACCUCCCGGGGAUGUUGAUUAUCCUCAAACCAAACUUCACUAUCCCCAAGGACUCCUGGCCUGAGGUCACACGCAAAAGUAAUCCAGAUGUGUUAAAUUCAGUACCACACAGCCAAGACACCCAAAUCCCCUUACCUCCGCCCACUGACAUUGACCGAUAGUAAGAAGCGUUUUGGGCUUUGUGAUCCCAGCUGUGAUUAAAGUGAUUGUUGAAGACACCUUUGAGUAUUUCCCCUUUGCGGUGGCACUCACUGGCACGGCUGGGACCAUACAGGCGAGGCGGAAGGUAGAAUUACAGUUAGGGCCACACAACAGUUUCCCAUUUUUCAACCCACUUUUCAAAUGAAAUUUUCCCCAAAAGGGUUCUGCUUGUUCCCAGAAAAUGUUGGCUUUGUGUCAAAAUACUGAAGGUCAGAAAACCAAAGUGUUUUGGGUGCGUAACCUGGGUGGUGUCCACAUCAACAAAGGUCAGGUCAAAUACCUAGAGCUUCCUUUUGAAAACGAACCAAUAGCAUCAGCCAUCCUACCAAAUUUCUAGGAUCACUAAAUAUCUUCCUUGGGGGGACUUUAAGAGACAAACUGAAUAUGUGUGAAACAAGAAGAGCUUUGUUAGAGGGGAUGGGGAAACCAGUACUCAACUGGGGAGAGCACAGCAAUAACAAUCACCUAUCUGUACUUAUGAAUAAUAAGUAAACACCCAGUCCUGGCCCUUAGUUUCU